AUGUCUUUAAAUUUCGGGAUCAACAAUAUCACCAGAGGUAAUAAUCAAUCAUAUAAAGAUAAGCCAGUGUCGAAAUCACUUCCGCUAUACUACAAAGACAAAUCACCAUUUCAUCCAAAACACCCACAUAGUAAACGAAGGAGGAAAAUUUUCAUGUUAUUGAAAGGUUUCAUUUACUCACUAGGUUUAUACCUUGUGUACUAUCUAGCUAAGAAUCAUUUGUUUCUGUCAUCGGAUUCAUCAUUGGUGUUCAAUAUGUUCAAUUCUGGUACCCCAUCAUGGAAGACCGCACAGCUAGAAGUUCGACAAGCGAUGUUGGAUUCUUGGCAUUCGUAUGAAAAGUAUGCUUGGGGGUACGAUGUGUACCAUCCUAUUAAACAACAAGGAGAGAAUAUGGGGCCACAGCCAUUGGGCUGGAUGAUUGUUGAUUCAAUAGAUACAUUGAUGAUUAUGGAUUGUAAAGAAGAAGUUGAUAGAGCCAAAAAGUGGAUUAAAGACGACUUGGAUUACAAAUUUGACUACGAGGUAAAUAAUUUUGAAACUACGAUAAGAAUGUUGGGAGGGUUGUUAUCAGCAUUCCAUUUAAGUGGUAAUGACGAUGUUUAUCUCGACAAGGCAGUUGGUUUGGCAAAUUCUUUACAUGGUGCUUAUGAUAGUCCAUCAGGAAUUCCUUACUCUUCAGUAAACUUGAAAACAGGUGCUGGUAUCAAAAACCAUAUGGAUGCCGGUGCAUCUUCUACAGCUGAGGCCGCGACAGUACAAUUGGAGUUGAAAUAUUUGGCAAAAUUGACAGGUGAGGUGGAUUGGUGGGAGAAGGCAGAAAUGGUUAUGCAAGUUCUUGAAGCAAACAAGCCUAAAGAUGGAUUGGUUCCUAUCUAUGUUAAUACGGAUACUGGUAAGUACCAAGGAAAUUUGAUAAGGUUGGGUAGUAGGGGCGAUUCAUAUUAUGAGUACCUUUUGAAGCAAUAUUUGCAAACAAGCGAGGAGGAGCCAAUAUAUUACGAUUUGUACCGUGAAUCAGUUGAGGGAGUGAGGAAACAUUUGGUUAAGAAGUCUUAUCCGAAUGGGUUGACUUUUAUUGGUGAAUUAGAUAAGGGUAUUGGUGGUCCAUUUUCGCCCAAAAUGGAUCAUUUGGUAUGUUUUUAUGGUGGAUUGUUAGCUGUGGGUGCAACCAAUGGGUUGACAUUGGAUGAGGCUAAACACCAAAAGUGGUGGACCGAGGAAAGAGCCCUGGAUUUCAAGUUUGGAGAAGAAUUGACAUACACUUGUUAUAAAAUGUAUCACGAUGUUUCCCCCACCGGUUUGUCCCCAGAAAUUGUUGUAUUCAAUGAGGACACAACAAAAGAACAGGAUUUUAGAAUAAAACCAUUGGACAGACAUAAUUUACAAAGACCUGAAACUGUUGAAUCACUAUUCUAUUUGUACAGGUUGACUGGGGAUGUAAAGUAUCGUAAAUGGGGUUACGAGAUUUUCCAAAACUUUAUCAAAUAUACUAGAGUGGUAAAUGAGCACGGAGAGAUCAGUUUCACUUCCUUGAGUGACGUCACUAGCUUGAAACCAGAUGGAUCACCAAAAUUCAAGGAUAACACCGAGAGCUUUUGGUUUGCAGAAACCUUAAAGUAUUUGUACUUGUUAUUUGAUGAUGAGAACAGGAUCCCCUUAACGGAGUACGUUUUCAAUACAGAGGCUCAUCCUUUCCCCAAAUUCAAUACAAAUGAGCAUUUAAAAACUGGUUGGAGAAGACAAGUUGAUGAAUCCAUCAAACCACAAAUGAGGGAGAAUCAGGCUAAUAGCGGAUCCAAACAAAAGGUACCACAAGCGCAACCAGUUGAUGACUCUAUUGAGAAAGAAGUUGAAAGUGCAUUAAAGGAAAACCCAAAGUUGGCAAAAGAGGGUAAAGAGGAGACCAAGAAAAAGUUGAACGAAUUGGUCAAGGAGAUGGAGUGA
This is a messenger RNA of Lodderomyces orthopsilosis Co 90-125, 1947 nucleotides long. It is a transcript of the gene MNS1, whose product is annotated as mannosyl-oligosaccharide 1,2-alpha-mannosidase. The record is from RefSeq and is a predicted model, not a curated record. Gene Ontology annotation, molecular function: mannosyl-oligosaccharide 1,2-alpha-mannosidase activity; calcium ion binding. Gene Ontology annotation, cellular component: endoplasmic reticulum; membrane. The transcript has a single exon. Gene Ontology annotation, biological process: carbohydrate metabolic process; N-glycan processing. Lineage: Eukaryota; Fungi; Ascomycota; Pichiomycetes; Serinales; Debaryomycetaceae. Bases 1 to 1947 code for a protein of 648 amino acids.